UCAAUCAGAUCCCUGGGAUUUCUGCCUUUCUGUCUCAAGGCGUGACUGCAUUUUUUUUGUCAAGGUUACCCGUGGAACAUAAGCAAUGGAUUCCUUGGACCACAUGCUGACGGACCCCUUGGAACUGGGCCCGUGUGGGGAUGGCCAUGGCACGCGGAUCAUGGAGGACUGCCUCCUGGGGGGCACCAGGGUGAGCCUGCCGGAGGACCUUCUGGAGGAUCCUGAGAUAUUCUUUGAUGUGGUCAGUCUCUCAACGUGGCGGGAAGUCCUAAGUGACUGUCAGCGUGAGCACCUCCAGCAGUUUCUGCCCCACUUUCCCGAAGAUGAAAUCCAGCAGCAAAACCAGCUCAUCCUCGCCCUGUUCAGUGGGGAGAACUUCCGCUUUGGGAACCCUCUGCACAUUGCGCAGAAGCUUUUCCGAGACGGACACUUCAACCCCGAGGUGGUCAAGUACCGGCAGCUGUGCUUCAAGUCUCAGUACAAGCGCUACCUGAGCUCCCAGCAGCAGUAUUUCCACCGGCUGCUGCGGCAGAUCCUGGCCUCGCGGAACGACCUCCUGGAGAUGGCCCGGCGCAGUGGCCCCGCCCCGCCCUGCCGGCAGAAGCGCCCGUCGCCAUCCCGCACACCCGAGGAGCGGGAGUGGCGCACCCAGCAGCGCUACUUGAAGGUGUUGCGGGAAGUAAAGGAGGAGUGCGGGGACACGGCCUUGUCGUCUGAUGAAGAGGCCACGUUGGAUUUACAAGAAAAAUUUUCUUUUGAAGAUCUCAGCUCAUGGCUUCCGAGCUCUCCAGCACGCUCUCCUAGCCCCGCGGUGCCCCUGAGGGUGGUGCCCACACUCUGCACCACGGACAUGAAAACCUCAGAUAAGCUAGAGCUGGGGGAGAGUGACCUGAAGGUCAUGCUGAGGAAGCACCACGAGAAACGGAAAUACCAGCCGGAUCACCCGGAUCUUUUGACGGGGGACCUGACUCUCAGUGACAUCAUGAUGCGAGUCAAUGCUGGCAGGAAGGGCUCUCUGGCAGCCCUGUAUGACUUGGCUGUCCUUAAAAAAAAGGUUAAGGAAAAAGAAGAAAGGAAGAAGAAAAAAAUAAAAAUGAUCAAAUCAGAGACAGAGGAUCUGGCUGAACCCCUGAGCAGUGCUGAAGGGCUUCCACCCCUCUCCCAGGCUCCAUCCCCACUGGCCAUACCUGUUAUCAAAGAGGAGCCUCUUGAAGACCUCAAGCCUUGCCUUGGAAUCAAUGAGAUAUCUUCCAGCUUCUUCUCUCUUCUGUUGGAGAUCUUGCUACUGGAGGGGCAGACCAGUCUCCCUAUGUUGGAGGAGCGAGUUUUGGACUGGCAGUCCUCUCCGGCCAGCUCCCUUAAUAGCUGGUUCUCUGCGGCCCCCAACUGGGCAGAGUUGGUGCUACCAGCCCUGCAGUGUCUUGCUGGAGAAAGCCGUGCUGUGCCUUCCGGUUUCUCUCCCUUUGUUGAAUUCAAAGAGAAAACUCAGCAGUGGAAGUUGCUUGGCCAGUCCCAAGAUAAUGAAAAGGAGUUAGCUGCACUCUUCCAGCUGUGGCUAGAAACCAAAGACCAGGCCUUCUGUAAGCAAGAAAAUGAAGACAGCUCAGAUGCCACAAUGCCUGUUCCUCGGGUAAGAACUGACUAUGUGGUGCGGCCCAGCACAGGAGAGGAGAAGCGAGCUUUUCAGGAGCAGGAGCGUUACAGGUACAGCCAGCCCCACAAGGCCUUCACCUUCCGCAUGCACGGCUUCGAGUCUGUGGUGGGGCCUGUGAAGGGCGUGUUCGACAAGGAGACCUCGCUCAACAAGGCGCGAGAACACUCCCUGCUGCGCUCCGACCGGCCCGCCUACGUCACCAUCCUGUCCCUGGUCCGCGACGCCGCGGCCCGGCUGCCCAAUGGCGAGGGCACACGGGCGGAGAUCUGCGAGCUGCUCAAGGACUCCCAGUUCCUGGCGCCGGAUGUCACUAGCACUCAGGUGAACACGGUGGUGAGCGGAGCCCUAGACCGGCUGCACUAUGAGAAAGACCCGUGCGUGAAGUACGACAUUGGGCGGAAGCUGUGGAUCUACCUGCAUCGCGACCGGAGCGAGGAGGAGUUCGAGCGGAUCCACCAGGCCCAAGCGGCUGCAGCUAAAGCCAGAAAAGCCCUUCAGCAAAAGCCCAAGCCCCCGUCCAAGGUGAAGUCCAGCAGCAAGGAGAGUUCGGUGAAGGUCCUCGGCGGUGGUCCUUCCGAGCAGAGCCAGAUGAGCCUCAGUGACUCCAGCAUGCCGCCCACCCCAGUCACGCCUGUGACCCCCACCACCCCCGCUUUGCCCGCCACCCCUAUCUCCCCUCCACCUGUGUCCUCAGUGAACAAAAGCGGCCCGACUGCUGUCUCAGAGCCAGCCAAAUCUAGUUCAGGGGUUCUUCUCGUAUCUUCCCCGACGAUGCCACAGCUGGGGACCAUGCUUUCCCCAGCUUCCAGCCAGACUCCACCGAGUUCUCAGGCAGCUGCCCGGGUUGUGAGCCACACUGGCUCGGCUGGGCUCCCCCAGGUGCGGGUGGUGGCCCAGCCCGGCCUUCCCGCCGUGACCCAGCAGUCAGCGGGGCCGGCACCCACCCUGCCGCAGAUUCGCGUUCCAGCCACUGCCACACAGACCAAAGUCGUGCCCCAGACAGUAAUGGCCACCGUGCCGGUCAAAGCCCAGACUGCGGCGGCCACGGUGCAGCGGCCUGGACCCGGGCCGGCGGGGCUCACGGUGACGAGUCUGCCUGCAGCAGCCAACCCUGUGAGCAAGCCAGCCGCCAGUUCCCCUGGGAGCUCCGCUCAGGGUGCUCCCACAGCUGCGGUCAUUCAGAACGUCACGGGACAGAACAUCAUCAAGCAGGUGGCGAUCACUGGGCAGCUUGGCGUGAAGCCCCAGGCGGGCAGCAGCGUGCCACUCACAGCCGCUAACUUCCGUAUCCAGGGUAAGGACGUGCUGCGCCUGCCGCCCUCAUCCAUCACCACGGAUGCCAAAGGCCAGACGGUUCUGCGAAUCACUCCAGACAUGAUGGCCACGUUGGCCAAGUCCCAGGUCACCACAGUCAAACUGACCCAGGACCUCUUUGGGACAGGAAGUGGCACUGCGGGCAAAGGCAUCUCUGCUACCUUACACGUCACUUCCAAUCCCGUCCACGCGGCUGACAGCCCUGCCAAGGCCAGUCCGGCCAGCGUCCCUUCAUCUACCCCAACAGGGACCACCGUGGUCAAGGUGACUCCUGACCUCAAGCCAACAGAAGCCUCAGGUUCAGCUUUCCGCUUAAUGCCAGCGCUUGGUGUGAGUGUGGCUGACCAGAAGGGGAAAACUACAGUGGCCUCUUCCGAAGCCAAGCCGGCAGCCACCAUCCGCAUCGUGCAGGGCCUGGGAGUGAUGCCUCCCAAAGCGGGCCAGACCAUCACGGUUGCGGCCCAUGCCAAGCAGGGGUCGUCAGUGGCCAGUGGGUCCGGCACUGUUCAUACCUCUGCGGUGUCCUUGCCCAGCGUGAACGCUGCCACGUCCAAGACUGUGGCUGUGGCUUCUGGCUCAGCCAGCUCCCCCAUCAGCAUUGGGACUGGAGCCCCUGCUGUGCGGCAGGUCCCCGUCAGCACCACCGUGGUCUCCACGUCGCAGGCUGGGAAGCUCCCAACGCGGAUCACGGUUCCACUCUCUGUCAUCAGCCAGCCUAUGAAGGGCAAGAGUGUGGUCACAGCUCCCAUCAUCAAAGGCAACCUUGGAGCCAACCUCAGCGGGCUGGGCCGCAACAUCAUCCUCACCACGAUGCCGGCGGGAACGAAGCUCAUCGCCGGCAACAAGCCCGUGAGCUUUCUCACUGCGCAGCAGCUGCAGCAGCUCCAGCAGCAAGGGCAGGCCACGCAGGUGCGCAUCCAGACAGUCCCUGCGUCCCACCUCCAGCCGGGAACGGCUUCUGGUUCCUCCAAAGCAGUCUCCACCGUCGUCGUGACCACAGCUCCGUCUCCGAAACAGGCUCCUGAUCAGCAGUGAUUCUGAGCGAGGAAGGUGGCCGCCGUGGACGCCACGCCUGGUCGGCCUCUUGGGCCGGGAGGCGGGAGCGGGCGGCCGCAGUGUCCCCCGAGCGUGUCCGUCUGAGGCAGGCCCGCGGUGGGGCGGGGCGGUGCGAGGGUUGCCGGGGUCCCGCAGUCUGUUCUGUCUGGCCCAGGAGGGGCUUCCCUGUGGGGCUGCGUGAGCUCGUGGUGGUCACACAGCCGGGCACUCUGCUGGGAGCUCGGCGCCGAGGCAGGCGGAAGGGCGUGAGGAGUGUGGACGGCGGAUGAGUCCCGCCCUGUGCUGGGCUUGUGCCUCUCAGCGUCUGCUCUUCCCUGUGACUGGUGUCUGGGUAGGAGUUUUGUGUCCGGAUGUUUUCAUGUAACUUAUUUUUUACAGACCCUGUUGUACAUGUUUAUUGAGUAGAAACUUGGGCUUCAGCUUGGCGCUCCUGACCCCACCCCAACCGAUUACUUACUCUUUUGACCAGAAUGAGAGAAAAUCAAGGUGCUUAGUAAGUUGGUGGCUGACUUGAUGACUCACGGUAACGGGGGGCAGGAAGAGGGGAAAGGAACGAAGGACGUGGAUGGUGUGUGUCCCUGAAGCGCGAUGAGUUGGCGCGACCUUACAGGCGAGGUGUCAGGAUCUUGAUGGUGGUCAGGACCUGCGCCUGCUGACUGCCCUCCUCAGGCCCGCUCCCGCGCAGGGCCAGGGCCAGUGGACAGAGCGGGCGGACGCCCGCAGGGACUGCCCACAGGGAGGCUGCAGCAAAAGCUUGGCUGCGGUUUGGAGACAAUACGUUUUGCUUUGCUCCAGAGCUAAAGUCAACAAACCGUUCCCCUGGGGCUGGCUACCUGUUUUUUUUGUAAAUAAAGUUUUAUUGGAACACAGCCCAUGCCCAUUCAUUUAUGAGUAUCUAUGGCUGCUUUCGGUUAGAAGGCAGACCUGAGUAGUUAUCAUAGAGACUGUGGCCUCAAGCCUGAAAUUUUUCUUCUGUGACUGUUAAGUGAAACUCUGCUCCAGAGUGGAGGCGGCAGGAGAGGAGUGUUGUGGCCACGAGGUAGACCUGGCCACGCGGGAGGCAGGUGUCGGGGUACAGUUACGUGAUCCCGGCUCCUCCACACUUCUCAGGCUCCAUCAAGCUAUAGGCAGAGCUCAGGACCGUAUUUUAAAAUGUAAUUAAAAGCACUGAUUGUUGAUAAUAAUCAACGCCUCUUUUGUGUUGGAGCAGGUGUUGGAUGGUAAAGCUUUUCUGCAGUGACAGGGCUUUUCUGCUCUCCUGAAAGUGUCCAGAUUAAAAACGUGUUUCUAAGCCAUGGAAACUUAGCGAUGAUCUUUAAUGGGGUCUGGCUGAGAAAGUGGAGCUAGAGGGUGAAGGAUUAGAAUGGCCUUGUUUAGAGGAGGGGAUUCCUGGGUGGAAGGUGAGCGAUUAGGCAAGUUGCAGACGUGCGGACAAGGUUAGAGUGGCCUGUUGGAUACGCAGUGGUCUUACUGAAGUUUGAUUCUUACAGCAGUUCUGUGAAAUGGACAUUAUCAUCCCUGUUUUAACUGGGAAGAUGCGGGUCUGAGCUGAAGUUAAAGGGAACCAAGGUGAAAGUGCAGUCUUCUGGUUGUAAGUCAGGUGACCUGCUGCUGCCUUCCAGUGGGAAGGAUGGCUGUGGUGUGUCCUGGUGACACGGGACUGUCCAGAGCUGGGGGUGGUGAGGCUGGCUUACAGAGAGCAGAGGUGAAUUGGCUGAGGUCGGAUGGAGCUUUUGAUGGGUAGUCGAGGUGGGUAAGAUUGGUGGUGGGGAGAGGAGGAGAGUGCAGGGAUGGAAGGAUGCUGGUCUUCCACCUGAGGAGAGGGGUGGUGUCUGUGUUUUAUGAUAACUGGGGUGUUUGCAUGGCGUUACUUCCAGGAGCCACAGUUCACGUGACAGUCCUGUGUGACGGUUUCCAAAUGAGAAAAAGGUAGAAAUUUGAGGGAUCCUGUCUCUGGUAUUUACUGCUGGUUAAAACAAACCCCUUCUAAAUUUACUUAACAAAUGAUUGCGUAAUUUGUUCAGCCUCAACCCUACCCCACACGUUUAUUUGCUAAAGUCACCUGAUUACCUGUCUCCUUGGUGCCCACAGACAUUUAUUUACAUCCUAGCAAACAGGUAUGUUUCAGGACGCCAGUGUAGGAUUGACGCCCAGGUAAGUGUGAUCUGGUACUUCGUGCCCAGCCUGCCAUUGGGUACCAUGCAACAGUGCCCCCCCGUUGGAGCUGCUCAAAUGAGGUCACCGGCAUUUGCAUCAGUCAUGGUGCCUUGGACACAGACCUCAGGGUUCUUGUAGAGACGUGGUAGCUGUCGUGGGUGUUUUGAGGGAACAAGUCCAGAAGAACUUGGUUGAGAGGCUCGCAGGCUGGCAAGAUUACACAGACCGUGCUUCUGACGCUAGGUUUGGUGAGUGGCAUUGUGAUGCGUUUGUGCUUUACUGCUGCAGCUGAGAAUGUUUAUAUGGGCUGAUCACUUCCAUGAAGGUGUCUCAGACCCUGGCGUGGGAGGAGCAGCAAAACAGAUUUUAAUCCUUCGUAUCUGAUCUUCACACCUCAGCGCCCCACUCUGGAGAGCAUGCUACAUUUCCUUAAAGAUUCCCCCACCCUCACUUUUGAAGUUUAAAAUGGAGACCUUUCUGUGAGAGUGAAACUGGGAAUAGCUUCCUUCUUCCCACCUCUGGUCUUAAGGAAGGAGCAUGUUUUAUACCAGGUGCCAACAAUAGAUUCUCCAGAACUUGCUGAGUGAAGGCUUGGGUCCCACUCAGCAGGCAAAGCAAAGUGGGUCCUGAAACGGGACCCCCAGGCUCUCCUCAUAAUUCAGUCAGUGUUUCCAAGUAGCUCAUUCUUAACCCCUGAGAUGUGCCUUCAGCUCUGGGGUGGUGGCGGUCCGUGGGAGGUUGCCUUUCUUGCACGUACAGCAUUUCUUCUUCCCAAGAGCAUGAGUGUUUCGCACAGAUGGUCUGUGCUGCAUUGGGUUAGGUGGCAGAGGGAAUGGCGAGAGGAGUUGGCUUUGAGUCCUCCCAAGGACUGGCUUGAGGGCUGAGCAGGUGUGUGACCCCGGGCUGAGCCGGUUCUCCGAAGUGCCUGGCAUACCUGCGGUGCAGGUGGUCGUGAGAAUCACACGAGCUUCAGCACGUUUCGGAGUCUGAGAGGUGCUGUGCAGGUGAGCGGCACUGCCGGUCCAGAUGCCCUCUCCGCUGUGUCCCGACCCACUCCUGCCGGUUUCUGGGACUUGAACUCCCCGGGUUCCUUUGUGCUCUCGUUGUCUCCGUGCGUGCGGGCUUCUGGGCCUGGGAUGUGAUUUUCCUGUAGGGCAGACUCCCCGUUUCUCCCUGCUCAUCUCCCAUGGCUGUUGUCCUUAUGCCUGAGGGCACCAGUCACCCUGCCCGAGACUGCUUGUACCUCUCCCUUUAGACCGAAUCCUUGCUGGACACGUAUUUCGUUAAUCCGUACGACCAUUUCAGUACUGGUACAAAGCAGAUGUUUAAUAAGUAUUUGUUGAAAGAAGUUAAAAAAAAAAAAAAAGAACAGAUCCAGAACCAAGACUCGAGCAUCAAGACUUUGUGUUACUCAUUCAAGAUUCACGUCCUUCACAGGGUUCUUAUCCUUUGCUUUCAGCUAAAUUCAGGGCGUUCCAUAACGUGACGCUUUUCUCUCUACCUCAUUACAGGGAUUUCCUCUUAGGAAAUCCUAUUAGGGUACUUCUGAGGAGUCAGACCGUCUGAGUUCCAGCUCUCAGCUGGGCCACUAACUAGCUUCCUGAUUAAAAAAAAUCACCUUUGGCCCAAGUUUGUUAUUUAUCGGCAGUGAGUGGUACUGCAUGACUCUGGAAUGUUGAUUAUUUUGAAGAUGUUUAAUAAGUAAUAUUUAAAACACCAAAGCAUAUGAAUUAUUUUACUUCAAAAAAUACAUACUGGAAUUAAAUGUCUAAAAUAAACUCUGUCAGUCAUUUACUUUCUGAAAGUACUCGAUUUCUGGAGAGGAAAAGGGCUAAAUUAUUAAAAGCAGUAAGUUCUGCUGGAUGCAUAUCCUGAAAUCAUCCAGAAGGUCACUUCCUGUUCAGAAACUUUCACGGUCCGAUUUCUCUUCACACUGAGAUGCAGUUAAAGGCUUGCUUCAGUUUUCUUUACAAAGGAUACCACACCAACCAGAUUUUAGUCGGUUAGAUGAGGAGGUGCAAAUAUACAGAUCCUGAGAGGACCACAGUGAGGACUGAAGUGGAGGAGGUGAGCCACACGGUUGACCGCCAGCUGUGGGCGUGCAGGGGACACAUCCAUCCUCCACUGGCCGAUGGGUGACCGGCCACCUCUAGUCCUCAUCCGAGCCACCCAGGAGGGCUGUCUGGUAGGUGUGAUCUGACUUCAGCUUCUGAAUCCCAAUGAUUUCUCUUUCUCCGUGUCUCUUGACUCGUGUCAGAAAGCUGUAACAGAAACAGUGAGAGCAAUUGAGGGUAGCCCCCAGGUCCCCACAUUCCCUCGGCUGAGGAUGCGGGGGCCUCUGCUGGUGCUUAAAGCAUUCUCUCUCUCUGUUUAUCAAAUACUGUGAUUACUUGUCCACAUGCCUGACUUCCCAGACAGUAUUCUUUGGUGGAUAAAAGAACUCAUGAUCGAUACUAUUUAACGGUUAGUGUCGUAACUGAGACUAAGCUCAGGUCUCUUGUCCGCGGUUUGUUUCACAGACCAGGCAGUGGACCAAAAGGAAACCAUGAGCUCGCUUCCCUUCUGUUUGGUCCCCGUGGAACUCUCUGGGUGAAGUGUCUGCCUUCAGUAGGGAAGUCAGGGACUAGGAGGGAGCAGGGGGCGGCUCUGAUGACACAGAGCUCAGCGAGCCGGGGCUGAGAGCCUGGAACGCGGUUGCAGUCUCGGGCUCUGCGCUUGCUCCCUGUCUUGGGCUCUGCGCUUACUCCCUGGGCCGCCCUGAUCCCAUGCUUCAGUCUUUCCAAGCCUUGGUUUCCCCAUCUCUACACAUCACGUGCACGCUUCAUCAGGUGAGCGUCAUGUGGGGUAAUUUAAUAUGCAUCACAUGCUGACCGCAUCGCAGGGACACGGUCCGUGCCUGGGAAUCACUGUCUGCUCUGGCAAGCCCUGGGAGCGCUCGGAGAGCGCUUGCUGCCCCGGCGUUUAUCUGCUGACUGCAUGUCCGUGAAAGUCAGGCAAACCAAGAAAUGGUGGGAUGGGCUCGGAAUGAACCAGGGACAGCAGGCACUGCGAUCCAGGACCAGUGCCUAUUCAGAGUGUCUCCCAUCACACCGCUGUGACCAGACAGGCCCUUUAACUUCCCAAGCCCUGUCACCCUUGUUCGCAGGCGUAGAGUACCUUGCACAGGACUUGGCGCUCACUGAGAGGUGGAAGUUAGCACUGCUUGGUUGUGAAAGGCAGGUCAGUGAAGGUAACAGUGAUGCAGUGCAGUGCAUUUCAGGGCAGGGGGCUGGUUAAGAGGAUGACCUUGGACGUACCAGUGAACAAGUGAGUAGCUGAUGGCCACUGUGCAGAGGGCGGCCAGGUAGUGCCAGCUGAAGCACAUGGUGAUGAACAUGAUGUUGUUGUGGUCACUCUGGUCCCAUUCGGGUCCUCCGAAAGGCGGAAACAGCACGAACCCGAUCUGGUGGGUGAUGCAGAGAAGCCGCCUUGUCAUCCGUGGGGGCCAAGACACCCCUGGCCCCCUGUGGCUGCCCGAGUUGUCAGCAGCUCCCCACCACCUCACCCCCAUACCCUGUUAGUAUCAGAAGGCCUCUUGCACAGGAAAUGUUUCUAAGUUAAUCCUGAGUUCAGUGUAGCCUUACUUAAAACAGUAUCAGAGCUCUUGUCUAUUGUGAAGUUUGGCAAGUGGAGCCUGUAAGUGGCGUCAGUCCCUCCCCUGGGGAGAGCAGACGGGGCGGUCCCCUGCCUGCUGGCUGUGCGUGCUCUGGAGGCACAGCGCCAGCAGCAGGAUGUUAAUGGGAGAGGCCACACAGGUCAGGGGUGGGCGCAGGCAGGGCAGCGGCUUCUGACCCCUCCGCGUGGCACCUAGUGCUGCGUCUCCUGGACACACUCGGUGAGGCUGCUUCAUCCAUGUACAGGGUGAGGGGCAUGGUUGGGGGUAAUUACCUGCCAGAACCAGGUGCCCUGAAGGAUAGCGAGGCUGGUUCGGAAGAGUUCCAGCACAAUGUUGUCCCGAAGGAUCACUUCCAAGGCAAUGCUGAGAGCCCCUCCAAACACGGCGUACAGCAGGAGGGAAUGGAUGUGCUGGUCCAGCGGCGGCCGGUUGUGGACGUGGUAGUAGAAGAGAAAGCCUGCAGCGCAAGGACGGCCGUCAGCCCCCAUUUCCACCCAGAGGACCCAUCCCUGCUUUAGCCUCGUUAGGACACGUCUGUCUCCCAGUUAGAUUUUCCACCCCUAAGGAAUCACUUUAUGUAACACUGGAGCAGCAAGCUGAUGCAGUUAAAUUCAUUGCAUGAGCGUGUGCCUCGUGUGAGAGCAGGUGUGAGCAGCGAAGGAUGUGUCUUGUAUCUCUUUACAGAAUCCGUGGUAGGUUCUGUGUGAUGGGCUGGUGAGACACGUUGCUGAUGUGUGACAGUUCUCAUGUGUGUGUACUUUCAGUUCAGUCUCAUCCUCAUUUCAACCUUUUUUCACCGCUUCCUGAGGUACAGAUGUAAAUAAGGUGGCUGGAGUACAGAAUGCUCCUUUUAGCCUAGCUAACAUGAGUCACGCUGGGAGGUCUGUCCUAGCUGCCGGGCAGGCUUCCUGGGACGUGUGACGGAGUCCAGACAGUCAUACCCAGGGUGGGGUGGGGGCAGUCUCUCCCCUAACCAGGUGGGCACCCCAAGUCUCCCGUGAGGGGCGAGGCGUUUGUGUGCUGUCAGCUGGAGCUCGGGCUAAAAGCCUCGUGCUUUCAUGUGCUGCUUUAGGGGAUGUGUCGUCUGAACCAUCCACAGCACAGGACCGGGUCCUGUGCAGGUUUCUGAAGCUCAAGGAUUGGGAUUUUCUGGGGAAGUUUAUUAAAUUAGUGGUAUUUCUGGUAGUUUGUCCUCCGAUCCCUCUCAACAUAGCCUGGCAGUCUCCGUUUCCAUUUCUCCAUCCAAACCACCCAGUUACCUUCAUUGAACACCGCCACAGCCAUGACCAGCCUGUCCAGCCCCACGGGGGUGUGGGCGCUAAGGUAGGUGAGCAUGUCCGCGACUCCCGAGGCGGCGAAGAACAGGUACAUGGUGCUGUGCUGCCAGUUCAUCAGCUUCACCCAGUGGCUCUCUUGGGACAGGUGGAGGUGGGGCCCGUCUGGAACAAACUGCUCUGCCAGGACCCCUGCGGGGAGACAGGGGUGCAGGUUGGGGGAAGAGCAGCUCCAGGACAAGCAGCCAAGUACCCCAAGUCAUGCAUGGGGGCUGCGAUUCCGGGGACCUGCUUUGCUGCCUCAGAUGCAGCCAUUUCAGUACAAAAUAAGUGUUUGCUGGAGAACCCGUAGGGCCGUGUUGCCUUUGUUGUGGUUCCUUUAGGGGAGGAGUGGGGGUAGGAGCAGUGAUAGAAACGUAGCCACAUGGGUCCCCAGGAUGUUUGUCCAGCAGCUGAGAUGACAGAAGGACACUGUCACUGAAGUGAGAGUUUGGGUGAUAGCCACCUGUGGGUUCCCCCGCCAAGUGAGCCCUGAAAGAUCUGGAAGGAAGCAACUCGGUUUAAAAUGAAAGGACCCCAUGAGACACACUGGUGGUGGACAGACCCUUGCUCCCAGGUGUGUUCGCUUCCUACGGGCUUGGAGGUGGGGGUCCUUCCCACCACGCCGGGUCUCCCAGACGCCGGGAGAACAGGGCUGUUACCCCGGUGUUUCUGGCCUCACUGAAGCUCGGGACACAGGCGCAGCAGAGCCACGGGGCCUCGCUCACUUCUUACUCCUUCUACCUUCAUCACCUCUCUUGGAAGCAGGAGACUGGUCUCUCAUCCGGUGCCUAAAGUGUUCUUGGAGCCUAGAAUAAAUCCUCCGUGAUGACACUCUGGACCCUGUUCCCAAACCGGCCUCUUCCUGAAUUCACGUGUCAAGGCUGUAAGUGUUGGUGGAGAUGUCCCAGUGACAGGCGAGCAGGAGCCGUCCGAGAGCGGGGACUGCCUGGCCCCCGGCGGCAUCCCUGACACUGAGACAGCGAGCCCUGGGCAUGCAGCAGGAGCCCAGGAGGUCAUUGUUGGAUGAGUAGUAGUUCCACCCGGCAGAGAGGUCUAGUAGUAGUUUCCUAGCUUUACUGAGGCCAGGCCGGUGCGGUCCUUACCAUGUAAGUCACUUGGGCCCUAUCACGUCUCAGCUUCAGAGAGAGAACCGGGUGCCCGGUGAAUGGGAAGGUGCGGUGGACUCUGCUCACUCCAAGAGGAGCCACUGCCCUUGCUUUAGUUCCUCAGCGGGACUGUGGGCCACAGGGGACAGGUGGCCAGAUGCCGCUGCAGGCUGAGAUCCCUCACUGCCCGCGUGAUGGGCUGCUGGCACUGCUUGUUCCCUGAGGGCCACCAGUGAGGCGGAGAGGCCGACAGGUGACAGUGGAAGGGGGUGGGCUUUGUUGGAAUGGGGCUCAGCGGAGGAGAAACCCCUGGACUGACCCUCUGCUCGGUGGCCCUUUUCACCCUUGCACCGCCUCUCGCCAGCCUCUGGCAUGAUUUCCCCGUCUCUGAGUGCCUGCGUGUGGGCGUGGGGGACGUGCUGUGAGGGGCUGUUAACUACGACUGCAAUUCUGGUGGAGGGACAACUGGGGGGAGAAAGGUGUUUUUCCUAAAACUAAGCUCCAUUUAGUACUUACAACUCGUGCAUGAGUUUACGCUGAUUUUUUUUUUCUAUUUUUAUCUUUUUCAUGAAGUAUGUCUUCUGUUUAUACAACUUAUGUCAUGUUCCUACAAAUUAUACCUACAUCCUUCUGUGGUAAAGGAUGCAGUUUAUUUGGUAGUUUUUCACAGUGUACUGUGAUGUCAGGUGCUAGUAACUGUCAUUGGUACACAGCUCGGUACACAGUAGAUGCUGUGAUAAAAUAUUUAGUACUCAACCGAACAUCCAUGUUCUAUUAUUCCUGCUAGUGGAGACAUCCAUUUCACAGGGUCCAGAAAAUGAAUUACAGGCUCUGGGUAUGACAGGGAGAUGCCCUGGGCCAGAUCAACCAUCCUUACCAAUGACCGAAAAUAAAGUUCUGAUUGCAGCUUCAAUGAUCUCCAGACGCUGAUAGUAAUGAGUCAGUUGGCUGCUUUUCCCCUUUCGGUGAAAGUACUUCAGCGGGUACUUCACUGACCACCACAGUCCAACUAUCAAGAAGAAGCUCCCCGGGAGAGCGUGGCCCUUGAAGUUUGCCAUCACAGUCCAAGGACACCUAAAUAAUAAGGAAACAAUUGUUAGGUGGCUGAAUGGAGGAAAAAACACAUGUGGAUAUUUCGGCAGGAAACACAAUACAUGACUGACAAUUCCAAGUUGUAAGUCGUAUUAAGAAGGAGCCCCUCAUUCUCAUUGAAUAAGCCUGUGUUCCGUCUUUGGAAUCUUGUCUGCUAAGUGAGUUACAAGCCCAAGAACCACUGGCCCCGAGGCCUUAAAAUCGUGGGUAAAAUAGAUGAGAAAAGGAGGGUGGGUGAAUAUUUCAUGAUCUUAGGGUAGAAAGCCUUCCUAAACAUAAGGAGGGAACUAGAAAGGAAAAACCGUCACCUGUAUGAGCAUUUUACAUAUCAAACACGCCGGAAGGCGAACAGUUUGGGGAAAACGUUUGCAGUAGCUGUGAUGAGCGGAUAGUCCAUUGAAGAGCCUUUACAAAUGAAUAAGAAAAUGACCACAGAAGAAUGGGCGAAGCAUGAGCCGUGCAAUUCACAAAAUAACAAACUGAUGAUAAACUUCACUUAAAGAUAUGCAAAUGAAAGCACUGUUGUAUUUCACCUAAUUUGAAGAAUUAAGAGUUUUGAUGCCGCCCUCUAAGUGUAAAUGAACACGGUCAUUCAAACUUGGUAAAAUGAGAGCCUGCCAUUCAGCCCGAGGUGCGUGCGGAGAGGGGAGCCUCAGCCCUUCCGUGACUCACUCCUCUGGUUUUCCCUGUGAAAUUCCCAGUUGGUCUGCUGCUCACCCAGCUGGUCCUGUGACCUCAGGCUCACAAGCAGGGCGUGUCCGUGCUCGGUCCAUGCUAGUCUGGAAAGCCAAGGAUUUCCAACUCCCCAUCACCGCCCUGAACUGCGUCUGUUUCCUGGGAGCAGAGCACGUGCCACCUUACAUAAAAGUCAUUGACUGAGUGAGGGGGACCCUAUUAGGGUGCUGCUGAAAAGGUCAUGGUUUCCCACCAUUCUCACCUGAAGUUCUAAUAGUUUCUCAAGAAUAAAUGCUUCUGUUGAGGAUUUAGUGGAACUGCUCUGUAAUAUCACUGCCUUGGUCCCCUUUUGUGUGGCAGGUGACCUACAGGGUGUUUGAAUUGACACUCCCCUCCUGCGAGCGUGCCCUGGAUACGGCUGCAGAGUCCCAAGUGAAUGUGAUAAACAGUCUCCACGUCCCAGGCCUUCCCCUCUUGGAUAAGACCCCUGCAAAGCUUACCAAAACCCUGCUUUUUGGUUUGAAUUGCCCAAUCUGGCCUGCCCGGGAACCCUAACGCACUCCAUCUGUGGACCCUGAUGAAGGCUUGAAUACCUGGUCCUGCCUGUUUCUCUGCUGGCACCCUGCCUUGACCUCCCCGUGUGGCCCUCAAGGCAUGCUCUGUACUUCUCCAGGACCUGUAUUUGAGGUGGAAGACAGGUGUCAAAAAGAGAAGGCGGCCGAGUGGGGAGCGAGGGAAGGAGGUACCCGGGAGCGGGGUGGGGAGAGGGUGCAGAGGAGAGGAGAAGCGCAGUUAAUGCCAUUUGCCCGUGGUUUCAAAUAAAACUUGCCCCGAUGGCUUUUCUUCAGUAAAUCUGACGUUUUCCCUGUUUCAGACAGGGCGAGUAGGAGCAGUGAAGGAAGGGGUGUGUGUAGACGGGCGAGAGGAUCAGAAAAAGCAGCAAGAAAAGUGAAUUUUGUUUUCUUCCUCAAGUGCUUAGGCUUUACAACCCCCAAGACGAGCGGAACCGAGGCCUUGGCAUUCACAGCAGGGGAAGGAUUAAAACCAGUUUUCCUGAAUUUGUGGCGACAGGAUACAAAUACAUAGACUAGCAGCUGUCACAGCCUGGGCCUCUGCUUAGUUCCAGUUGCGCCUUUUUUGCUUCCUGUGUUCACCACGGGGUCGCCUUCACCGUGGAGUGUUGUGGAGCCGUUAACAGAAAUGAACUAGCGCUGUUACAACCUGCUGUUCCGUAAGAUUUUCCACGAGGUGGUGUUGGGGGAGACAGGCAAGAGGGAAAAGACUACUUGUAAUACGACCUCAUUUUGUGCAGCAGUGAUAACGUUCCUUAAUGCUGCUCAUUUCUGGCUCUGUCUUCUAGACAUGUGGUAUGGUUGCACUUUUUGGUCCCCUGGUAGCUGGACGGGGUCUUGUGAGUCUUGAGUAGAGGUGACGUGUUAAUUCUGGGCUGAGACACGUAAUUGCCAGUUCAAGACCUCAGAACACGAGCCUCUCCCUCAUCACUAUCCGUACGCAUCACGGUAGUUCCUCCGACAGCCUGGAUCCCAGAGUGGGGAGACAUGAGCCGAGCCCCAAACCCACCACGAUGAACACAUGGCAUGAGAAGUCAACAGAAUGUGCCGCUCAGCUUUGUGGGCUGUUUUUUAUCAGCAUAACCUAACCGGUUUUGAAUCAAACAGCUGUAUACCAGGUUAACACGUUACAAGUGGACACUCAGGCUUUUGUAGGUUUAUUAUUGUUUUUUUUUAAAGUAUUGAAAAGUGAUUAAAUCCAAGGAAGAAGUAGUUGUGGUACCAUAGGAACAGCGGAAAUUGUACCCAAAAUGUGCCGAGGGCAGUUUUGGCAAAUUCUCUCUGGAGCUGCCCUGACUCCCCACCUCCCUGCCUGACAUCAGAUAGACGCAUUUUCUCUUUUGAAAUGGUGCGUGAGUUCUUCCACCCCCAGGCUGUGGCCCUGCCUUGAAGACAUCGUUAGAAUUCAGGUGGCCAGCGGCCUGUCAUGUUGCAGAGCUAAGUGCAGGUCCAUUGCUCGAGUGCAGCAGUUCUCAGUGGGGGACCAUUUGGAGAUAUUUUUGGUUGUCACAGUGGGGGUGAGGGGUGGUGGUACCGGCAUCCAGUAGGAAGAGCCUAGCAGUGCUGCGGAACAUCUGAUGUUCAGGACAGUCCCUCUCAGCACAGGAUUCUGCAGCCCCAAAUCUCCUAGUGCUGAGACUGACACCCUGCUCUUCUGAGCCAGCUUCCUGGUUUUCUUUUUCUAUAGGAAACAGAAAACAGGCUGCCUGCCUUUCUUUGUUAUUCAUAUCGGUGCUCUCCUCCCUUGAAAACUCUGUGGAUUAUAAGCCUCCUUCCCUAGCAGAUUUUUCCUUGCUGUCCAUGCCCUUAAAAAAAAA
Messenger RNA from Vicugna pacos (alpaca), 16414 nucleotides. The record is from RefSeq and is a predicted model, not a curated record. Lineage: Eukaryota; Metazoa; Chordata; Mammalia; Artiodactyla; Camelidae.